AAAGGCCAACCAGUCAGACAACUUAGACGAUUGUGUAGAUAAGGUUGAGAAGACUUUCAGUCUUGUCCUGCAACUUCCAGUAACAUAGGUGAGCUGACGGAAAAACACAAGUUCAAUACAGAAGUAUCCGUUUCCCAUUUUAAAUGCAAAGAGAUGUCCCGUGUGCAGCUUCAGGUUGGUUUUGUAAAGUAUUUUUGUUCACCGCACUUCAUUAUUCAUUAGAUGGAUUUUACCACAAGGUUAUUUGUCUUCCAGGAUAACUGGAGUCAGUAUAAGAACAUUUGUCCAACUAAUAAUCCUCCUACUGACCUUAUUAUUAAAUUCAGUUCUAUAUUCAUAAAUCCAUUCCUACCUGUUGAUUGCAGCCAUCUUUUAGGUGUUUCAUUCUUCUACCUUAGGAAAACCGUACUUUUCAUUACUCUAAGUAUGCUGACGUGGACGUUACUGAAAUGGACAGUUAACAAAUGUUCCAACCAUAACAGAAAUUAAAAUGGUAGAUGAAUCUGUCAUGCUAAAUGCAGUUUUUAAUUCAGUAUUGCAUUGCUGAGCUUUUGUCUUUUUCCUGAUAUCUUACAUGUGAAUGAAAUCAGUGUCUCAUACAAAGAAACUGAUUUCAGACACACUGGGAAUGGUAUAUAUAUAUAUAUAUCUCAUCAGUAAAAUUAAUAUGUAUAUAUUUUAUUAGCUGAACUUUGAGCGUGCUUCGCGGCUCUGUAUUAAUAUAAGUGGCUUAUUGAUCACUGAAAUUCUGAGUAUCCCAGGGAUUGAGGUCAACAGGAUAAUGACUGCUUUUCGGAUCACUGGAAAGUCAUGCGUUAACAAGAUUUGUCUGGCAAUAUGAAUUGUGUGUCAGGAUUUAGCUGGUGACAUUGAGGUGGGAAAGUAAGGUUGAAGCAUGAACUGCACAUUGGACAUAUUGUAGAGCAACAAGUGCCCGUGGUAGCUGGAGUAAGGUAAUUGAAAAAGCAGAAUAAGAUGAGUGAACUGGACCAGUUACGCCAAGAGGCAGAGCAGCUCAAGAAUCAGAUCAGAGAUGCCAGGAAAGCAUGUGCAGAUGCCACACUAUCACAGAUCACAGCUAACAUUGACCCCGUUGGCCGAAUCCAGAUGCGUACAAGACGAACGCUGCGGGGCCAUUUGGCUAAAAUAUAUGCCAUGCAUUGGGGAACAGAUUCUAGGCUCUUGGUCAGUGCCUCUCAAGAUGGCAAACUUAUUAUUUGGGAUAGCUAUACCACAAAUAAGGUUCAUGCCAUUCCACUUCGAUCUUCCUGGGUCAUGACUUGCGCAUAUGCGCCUUCAGGAAACUAUGUGGCCUGUGGUGGCUUAGAUAACAUCUGUUCCAUCUACAACCUGAAAACACGUGAGGGGAAUGUACGUGUGAGCCGUGAGCUCGCUGGACAUACAGGAUACCUGUCCUGUUGUCGCUUUCUUGAUGACAACCAGAUUGUUACAAGCUCUGGAGAUACCACUUGUGCACUUUGGGACAUUGAGACUGGCCAGCAGACAACCACAUUUGCUGGACACACCGGUGAUGUCAUGAGCCUGUCACUCGCCCCUGACUCAAGGUUAUUUGUCUCUGGUGCUUGUGAUGCCUCUGCUAAACUCUGGGAUGUUCGAGAGGGCAUGUGCAGACAGACAUUUACUGGCCAUGAGUCUGACAUUAAUGCCAUCUGUUUUUUCCCUAAUGGAAAUGCCUUUGCCACGGGCUCUGAUGAUGCCACCUGCAGGCUGUUCGAUCUGCGUGCUGAUCAGGAAUUAAUGAUCUAUUCUCAUGACAAUAUCAUAUGUGGCAUCACCUCUGUGGCAUUCUCAAAGAUUGGCCGCCUUCUUCUGGCAGGAUAUGAUGACUUUAACUGCAAUGUGUGGGACACACUAAAAGCUGAUCGUGCUGGUGUGUUGGCUGGACAUGACAACCGCGUUAGCUGCCUGGGGGUUACUGAUGAUGGCAUGGCAGUUGCAACAGGAUCCUGGGACAGUUUUCUGAAGAUCUGGAAUUGAAGCCUGAAGAUGUUCAUUUAACUCCAAAGUUGACUGGAAGACCAUUACAACUUGAGAAUGUUCACAGCAUCUUCUUCAACACUGUUUAAACUGACUUGGACACCACAAAAACGAAGGGAAACCAAUGCCUUUCCUACACAAAGAAGAGCACAAUUGUUUAUCACCUAGUUAAGAAAGGAUCUCCUGUGGUAUCAAAUCCAAAACUUGUGCAUUCCUUCUUGGACCAUUUUAUGUUACCUUGAAAGAGAAAACAACACUAUCAUCCCAUGCAAAUGUGUGCGUCUUGAAAGCAAAUGUUGGAGUGUAAUUGUACAAAUUAUUUAACUUUUUUCCUUUUUUUUUCUUCUUUUUUUUUCUUUUUUUUCUUUUCUUCUUUUUUUUUUAAGAUUUCUAUUCUGAUGGUUUGUUAUUCUUGAUGGCUUUUUUUUUUUUUGUCAUAUUUCUUUAGUGGUUUUAGAUAUGUUUGAAUUACAGCUUGUCUUUCUAAUCCAGGUGAAUCAUAUAAGACAGAUGAGAAAAACAUGCAGAAGUAAAAAGCUUGGAUCAUAUUACACGAGCAGCUUUCAAAAUGUCCAUGAUGUAUUUAUAUACUAGCUGUUUUUGUUUCAUCACAGCCUUUUGCACAUGAAGCUUUGCCUCUCAACUAAUACUGUGUUAACUAACCAAGCACAUGCUAUAAGUUAUGAAUGCUCAUUCCAGUACAGAAAGAGUUAUUACCAGUAAAUUAUCCAGUUAAGCCCCUUAAUUCUUGUACAUGCCUUUGACUUUUGGUGGGAAGGGUUUGGUUUAGGGUGCUGAGGUAACUGAGGCAUGGCUCGAUUUUACUAUAUGAAAGGGGAUUUGUGUUUCGUAUCCACUUUGAGUGAAACACCUCACCUGACUUAAUAGACACUUCCUUUGCUUGGGACUGCAGUUGCAACUCUGUGAAUGAAAUGUACAAAAUCAAUGUCUGAAAAUAAUGGUCUGUUUUAAGUUAAGACAUUUAAUUUUGUCUGCCACGAGUUAAUUUAGAUGUGCAUGCUGUAGACUUGCUUUCAAUGGUGCAAAAAUCCUAGAUUUUUCUUUUGUUUCCAAAAAGGAGAGUAACCUGUUGAUUGAACUUAAUAGAGGCCAAUUUAUUUUUGGCUCAAACUCUGCAUACAUACAUCAUGUACUAAUACUGGUAACGCUAUGCACCAGAAUGAGCAAGAAUGGAAACAGACU
Messenger RNA from Pundamilia nyererei, 3201 nucleotides. It is a transcript of the gene gnb1b, whose product is annotated as guanine nucleotide binding protein (G protein), beta polypeptide 1b. Gene Ontology annotation, biological process: signal transduction. Gene Ontology annotation, molecular function: protein binding. The transcript is spliced from 12 exons. Lineage: Eukaryota; Metazoa; Chordata; Actinopteri; Cichliformes; Cichlidae. The record is from RefSeq and is a predicted model, not a curated record. The coding region runs from base 976 to 1998 and encodes 340 amino acids.